Molecule: messenger RNA, 806 nt
Organism: Cephus cinctus (wheat stem sawfly)
Lineage: Eukaryota; Metazoa; Arthropoda; Insecta; Hymenoptera; Cephidae
Product: endocuticle structural glycoprotein SgAbd-2
Exons: 4
Coding region: 27-632 (201 amino acids)
Cellular component (GO): chitin-based extracellular matrix
Molecular function (GO): structural constituent of chitin-based larval cuticle
Source: RefSeq, a predicted model, not a curated record
GGGAUCAUCUGCCAGGUUUUGUAUAAAUGGCGAGACGAUCCAUGCAGGAUCGCACAUUGAGUUCGAGUCGCUCCAAGAACCCCUUACCAAGUGAUCAGUCUUCCAUCGGGAUGCAGUUUUUAAUUGUGUGUUUCGCCCUUGUGGGCUGUGCUGUCGGGCAAUUUGGUAAUUUCCGUGGAUUCCAAAAUCAACCACAACCUGCCAGACCGCAAUAUCAACCUCCAGUUCAGCCCCAAUAUAAUCCUGGCCAACCGCAAAUACAAAUCCGAAGCCAAACGAACGAUAUUUCUCCGGACGGUUCUUACGCAUGGAGCUACGAGACCGAAAAUGGAAUUUCAGCCUCUGAGAGUGGUUCGCCUAAAGCUGUACCUGAGGGACAGGCAGAGGUCGUCCAAGGUCAAUAUUCUUAUACGGCACCCGAUGGAACCCCCAUAACCGUGAGGUACAUCGCUGACGAAAAUGGCUUCCGCGCUGAGGGAGCUCAUCUACCGACUCCACCACCAAUUCCAGAGGCGAUUCAGAAGUCACUUGCUAUUCUUCCUAAAACUGCCGAAUUUCAACCAACUUAUCAACAACAACCGCAGCAGCAGUACCAACCGAGCUUCAAUCAAAAUCCUUAUCGCAGAUUUUAAAUCGAACUUCGCCAUGAAGAUAUUGUCCUUAUAGACCGUGUUGGUGCUGCCGGAUAUCUCGGCUGACAUCCGGUUGCGCUUACGGUCGUGCCGUGCUACCGUUAACCUGUGAUUACUUUGUUGAAUACGAUAAAGAGUUUACGGAAAUAUAUAACAAUGAUUUUUUGAAAAGUC